AAGGAGGGAGGCCACAGCCAGCGAGCUCCGUGCGGGCUGCGGAGGAUGUCGACCCCGCUGCGGGGACACGCUCCGGGCGGGAUGCUGGUGUCCAGUCGGCUGUCUCUCGUUCAGUCGGCCUGCGCCUGCAGCCCUCUGCACUCAUGAAGCCCCCGCUGAUGAAGCCCCGAGCUGCCAAAGUGAGGCGGAAAGUGGCCGGAGACAGAGAGCAUGUACUGGCGCGUCGGGUUUGCCUGGACGCGGUCGUGUGUGGUUGAUCUUGGCCAGAACCAGAGCUUCUCCUCCGGCCUGCUGGGCUCCGAUGAGCAGCUCUCGUUUUAUGGGUACAUCAUCGCCUGCCCACUGCAGGACUACGGCGGGAUAAUGUCCGCGCUGGGCUCGGACUCGUGGUGGCGGAAAACGCUGUAUUUGACCGGAGGGGCUCUGCUCGCUGCCGCUGCUUAUUUGCUGCACGAAUUGCUGGCCAUCAGAAAGGAGGAAGAGCUGGACUCUAAAGAUGCCAUCAUACUCCACCAGUUCUCCAGGCCCAAAACCGGUGUCCCGUCCCUGUCCCCUUUCUGCCUUAAGAUGGAGACCUACCUCCGUAUGGUUGACCUGCCCUACAAGAACUACUUUGAUGGGAAGCUUUCACCGCAGGGAAAGAUGCCGUGGAUCGAAUACAACCAGGAGCAGGUGUGUGGCACCGAAUUCAUCAUCGACUUCCUGGAGGAGAGGCUGGGCGCGAGCCUCAACAAGAGCCUGACGCCGCAGGAGAGGGCCAUGUCUCGCGCCAUCACCAAAAUGGUGGAGGAGCAUUUCUACUGGACCAUAGCUUACUGUCAGUGGGUGGACAACCUGGAGGAGACCCAGAAGAUGCUGUCUGUGAGCGGACCGCUGAGCGACCUGCUCAAGUGGAUCCUGAGUCACCUGACCGGCGGGAUCGUCAAGAGGGAGAUGUAUGGGCAUGGGAUUGGGCGCUUCUCUAAGGAGGAAGUUUACGCCCUCAUGGAGAAGGACAUGCGGACCCUGGCCACUCUACUAGGUGAUAAGAAGUAUCUUAUGGGCUCUAAGCUUUCGACAGUAGACGCUGCAGUGUUCAGUCACCUGGCCCCUGCUAUGUGGACACUGCCAGGAACACGGCCGGAGCAGCUAAUUAAAGGUGAGCUCAUCAACCUGGCCAUGUACUGCGACCGCAUCCGCCGGCGAUUCUGGCCCGAGUGGUUCGUGGACCUGGAGGACUUCUGCUACAACAACACCACAGAGUGCAGCGACUCAGCCUCUAAGCUCCCUGACCUGGGCCUUUACUCCCGCACGGGCUCUUUCCAGGACGACACGCACACUUCGCACACUCACACGCCACAGCACCCGCCGCCGUCGCCCGACAGCGACCCAACGGGCCACUCGCUGUAUGACUCUGACAUGGACACGGAGUGCUCUGAAAUUGACCAGCUCAAGUGUUGACAAAACAUACAGAUAUAGUGCACACCACGCAUAUACGCACACCACAGGAGGGAGCUGCGUCCCACUUGUACUCAUGCCCCCUACCUCUUUGAACAGAAAAUAACUGGGGAGUAUUCCUGUGUCAGCGGAGAAGUUGAGGACCGAGAGGUUUGCAGUAGAGGGAAAAGGGAGUGAAACGUAGGCCAAAGGGAGAGAAAAAAGAAUGUGAAAGCAGAAAAGCUGCAGUGAAGGGGAAGAGGAAAGAGAGGCAGAAUAAAAGUGAGAACCAGAAGUAGAGAAACCAGGAGUAAAUGACGCCGCCGCUGAGAAACUCCUCCACGUGGUCGACGUCACCUGCAGUCACAACCUGUCACCUGUCGUAACCGUGGCAACUACGUGUGUGUGUGACUCGUUAUCCUCGUAGCAACUCACGCCACCCAGCCAUGUGUGUGUUUGACUAACUGAACCCUUAACGCCUUGUAUUGAUAUGACACGUGGGGAACUGUACAGGAUUUCUGUGAAUGAAUACAAUUCAGUGUAAAUAUUUAUAAAUGGAUCUGAUUCUGAAAUUUAACAGAUAGAAUAUUUGAUUAUAUAUGAUUAUAAAUAGUAUAGAUAGCCCUCAAAUAUAGAUCCACCCCCUCUGUCAUGUGUAAAUUCUGUAGGUGUUUCUCCUGUGAAAUCCCUUUUGUGUUGGACUCAAUGACCAAAUCGUCUUGUAAUAGUCUCUGUGAAUAACCACUCUGCUGGUCCCCCCCCCCCACACACACACAUUAGAAGCAACAUACAUUUUCAGGUGCCUGUGUUGUUUGGCUUUUCACUGAGGACAGUAGCUUUAGGUCAAAUAGACAUUUUACAUGCAUUCAAGCAUUGAGAGCGAGUCAAACAAUCAUGUAGAAAUAGAUGAAAUAGAUAUAUUGUCUGAAUGAAAGUGCAUGGAUGAUACGUGCCAAUGAAGAUCUCCCUUUAGGCUUCACGUUGAUAAUGCUGUCUAUGUUUCUUAGCUGGCUUAUUCAUUAAGUUUGAUGUGUGUUUGUCUGUGCCUCUGGACAAAUGAGCCACACAAACACCAAUUGAUCUUAAUAAAUUACUUCUUUUCCUUUUCGGCAGAAUCACCCCUUGACUUAAAAUGAUGGAUCGCUCAGAAAAUGUAAAGCAAUAACAGAACAGACAGAGGUCCACAGACUGCAUGGUUUUGGGGUUUGCGAUGAUAAGGUGCAGGUUUUAUGUGUGUUUGUCACUCAGCAAAUGCACGUACUAACAUAUUGUGUGUUAAAACUAAUAAGAAUGCAAGCAAGGGGUAUACAGCAUGUAUACUUCGGUCAGUGUUGCGCAUGGAUGAGUCACCCACUGUGGCGACGUUUUCACAGCUGAACCUUUCCUCCCUAACAUACAAAGGAAUCUUAACAGAGGCUUGUGAAUCGGGUCAGACCGAUAAAUUGGCUGGACCAAUAUAUUGGCCAAUGUUAGCUUAAAGGUCUGGUCACACCAGAAAGUGUCACAAUGAAAUGAUUCGGCGUGUCUCUGCUAAAUAUUUGGCUCUAGAAGCUUGAUGACAUUGUGGCAGGGCUAGCUGAUGAACUGCUCUACCUGCUGAGCUAAACACUAUCUGGCUAGCUAGCCGGGCUAGCUCUAGUCAGUCACAAUAGGUCCCAGAGAUUCUCUCUAAAAUACUGUAACAGAGGCGCUUAACUGAAAGUGAAAGGUGCAAAACAGCUAAUGAAGGGUACAGUACUAUUCUGAGGUAACAAAACAAGGGGUUAGAGGUCAAAUUCUAUAGAAGGGUUCAGUCCCUACAUAACCACCAAUCACUGCUCUCCCCAUAGAAGGUCACUGACCCUCUGUCCUGCUGCUACAGUGCUAUUUUGAACUGUUAGUCAAAUGCACAAAUAUUGGAUACCACAAUAGCUUCCUCGAUUUUAGAUUCUUUGGCUCUCUGUCAACAGCACAAAUGUGCGGGUUAAAGUUCAAAGUUGAACUAUUUGCUAACUAUUUAUUUAUUAUAUAAUUUAUUUAUAUAAAUGUUGGAAUUAACUGAAAUUGAAGUUUGGCAACUUUAAGUGCUAGUGUUACCAGGCCUUAAUGCAGAUAUGCAUUAUUUAUAUUUACAUAAUAUGUCAGUAGUAUCGAGAGAUUGAAGUACAGAAAUGCCAAAACUUUGUUCGAGGUAAUUUAGAAGCAGUGUAUCCAUGACAUUGUUUGUCCACCAGAGAGUGCUGACAAGUUUGUUUCAACAGCAAAGUUUCCUGGUUAAUACACAUACACUAAUACACUUUUCUUUCAAUUCUUUGAUAACCAAAUUAAGAGAUACUUAUCAGAAUUUUUUAUUUAUGGUUUUUGAAAAAUGUACAUUGGCCAGUUUGUUGAUUAUUUAAACUUAAAUAUCAUCAAAUUAUGUAGCAUUACUAUGUAGCAGUAUAUUGUGAAAUAAGAAGUAACAAAAAGAAGCCAUAAAUAGAAUUGAACACUCAGCAAAGGGUUAGUUAUAAUAUAAGGUUAUAAAGGUGUCAUUAUCUCUUUGGUCCCAUUUGUUAAAGUAAGAUCAUGAUGUCGAUGACGGUUCUGGCAAAUAAUAUAAUGAUGAUUUAAUGACAACAUUUUCCUCUGCGUGGCUCCUUCGCUCUAAGGCGUUCUGGGUUCUCUGCUCUACAGUAUAACACCCAAAACAUCAAUACUUCUGAGACAGUAAAGCCUUUAUGUGUGCGUGCUGCAGAUGAAUUUCAAUACAAUAAUAUUACGUGAAACUGGAGAAUCCUGUGUCUUAAAACCCCUUGCCUGCAUGCUCUUGCCUUCCUUCAUCAUUAGUCAGAUUUAGCAUUAUGGAAACUGACUCCUAAAGCUGUUUACUUUAUAUCAGUGCCAGCAUAUGACCUAUGUUUUAAUCAUAUUGAUUAAACAUUUACUUACUUAUUUUAUGAUGUUUGUAUGUGUUAAUGUUGAUGGUGGAUGUGCUUGAUUUUAAGAAACAAUGAUAUUGUUUAUUAUGUUGCACUUUUCUUCUUAUGUUUACGCGUGUUUUCUGCUAUGGCUGAGAGUUCUUAUCAAUCAAGUGUAUUGAUCUGUGCAUUAGUGCAAUACUGUAGAUUCUCUGACUUCUGUUGACACGUAACACUGGACCAGCUGCAUAUUUUCAUAAUUGCAUGUAUGUGUAUGUUUUUGAAAUGUCAAUGUUAAAAUUCAUAUCAUAAUGUCAAUGUGUUCAAAUAGUACAGUCCCUCAUCUUCUGCACAUUUAACUGUCAUAACAUUUUUACACAGCAGAGAUUCAUGUCCAGUUGAAACCAUAAAAAAAACACAAAAUACUGAGGUAAAUACCAAACUGACCUCUAGAGCUCAGAUCAGCACAACGAGGUCAGUCAUCCUGCUGAUCAGCUGAUGAUCAGUGUCUCUAAUCCCUCCUGUAAACUCACUCAUUACAGGAAAAAUUGCAAAAGUCCUUCCAGACCAGUCUCUGUGGUCGACUUCAUCUGUCUCAGAGUUCCUCAGCAGGUAAAGGUCAGAGGUCUGGGGGUUAAGACCGUCGUGUGUGUGUGUCGCUCUCCCAUCGAGAUUUCUGCUUGUAGACUGUAGAAGCCAUAUUGCAUUGUCUUGUGCUGUUUGUGUGUACUGAAACACUUUUGGAAUCUCAGCAAACUGUAAAUAUGAGAGCUGGGGGGGCAAAAAAUGCAAAGUAAUAUGCGAACAUGAUAUAAAAGAAACAAAUGCUCUGUAACAUUUAAAAAAAAAGAUUCUUAUGAAUGUAUCAUACCUAGAGAUAAAAAGCUGUAUGACAAUGGAUUACACUUAAUAUUUCAUUAAAUAUAGCUGUGGUA
This is a messenger RNA of Micropterus salmoides (largemouth bass), 5230 nucleotides long. It is a transcript of the gene faxca, whose product is annotated as failed axon connections homolog, metaxin like GST domain containing a. The transcript is spliced from 6 exons. NCBI's taxonomy places the organism in Eukaryota, Metazoa, Chordata, Actinopteri, Centrarchiformes, Centrarchidae. Bases 211 to 1440 code for a protein of 409 amino acids. Gene Ontology annotation, cellular component: cytoplasm. The record is from RefSeq and is a predicted model, not a curated record.